Leptosia nina is the source of this 429-nucleotide messenger RNA. Lineage: Eukaryota; Metazoa; Arthropoda; Insecta; Lepidoptera; Pieridae. The record is from the annotation of a GenBank genome assembly.
AUGGGAGACGAAACCAAUCCUAAAAAGAGAAACGACCAGCAGGAUCAAAGACGUAAACCUAAUAAGAACUAUGCAGUAAAAAAGCGUUUGCCAUUACGACCCAGGGAGGGAGAUAAUGUGAUUUUCGUCACCAAAAAAACUAAUUUUAAGGCACAGCUGGAUAAAUGCUGUGAUCUUCUAACAAAGGGUGAAAAAGACAUAAUAUUGCAUGGUCUUGGAGCUGCUAUACAAAGAUGCUGUAAUCUUGCACUUCAAAUAGAAGCUGCAUUUUGUGGAACAUGUCAAAUAGAAGUUAACACGGGAACUGUAGAUUUAGUAGAUGAUCUGGAACCACUGACAGACGAUCUAGACUACGGUGCACAAGUUAGGCACUCAUCAUCAAUUCACAUCCGCAUUUUUAGAACUGCCAUGCUCGGAGCCAAUCAGUAA